This is a messenger RNA of Penicillium chermesinum, 1605 nucleotides long. It is a transcript of the gene sxa2, whose product is annotated as putative pheromone processing carboxypeptidase (Sxa2). Lineage: Eukaryota; Fungi; Ascomycota; Eurotiomycetes; Eurotiales; Aspergillaceae. Gene Ontology annotation, molecular function: serine-type carboxypeptidase activity. The coding region runs from base 1 to 1605 and encodes 534 amino acids. The transcript has 3 exons. The record is from RefSeq and is a predicted model, not a curated record. Gene Ontology annotation, biological process: proteolysis.
AUGUUGAUUAAAUCGCUUCUGACCUCGGCUCUCCUGGCCUUCUCGCUGGGCGAGUCGGUCGCUGCAUCCAAGCAUGGACACUUUGGACAGCUCGCCCGUCUUCCCCAAGAGAGGGCUAAGAAGACUGUUGAAGCUCAGCGGAAGAAGGUUUCCCGCAGCACCAAGAACUUCGAGUACUUGAGCAAGAAGACCAAGCCCUACCUGGUCGAUCACUUGCCCGAGGUCAACUUCGAUAUUGGAGAAAUGUACUCCGGCUCGGUGCCAAUUGAGAAGAAUGACACCUCGCGUAGCCUGUUCUUCAUCUUCCAGCCCAAGCUCGGCGAGCCGGUGGACGAGAUUACGAUCUGGCUGAAUGGCGGUCCUGGCUGCAGUUCCAUGGAAGCCUUCAUUCAGGAGAACGGUCGCUUCCUCUGGCAGCCCGGUACCUUCGCUCCCGUCGAGACCCCUUACUCCUGGGUCAACCUGACCAACGUGCUGUGGGUCGAUCAGCCCGUGGGAACCGGAUUUUCGACGGGUACGCCUGUGGCUACCUCAGAGGAGGAGAUAGCCCAGGAAUUCGUCAAGUUCUUCAAGAACUGGCAGGAGAUCUUCGGGAUCAAGAACUAUAAGAUCUACGUUACCGGUGAAAGUUACGCCGGACGAUAUGUGCCCUAUAUCUCCGCCGCCUUCCUUGAUGAAAAGAACAAGGAGCAUUUCGACCUCCACGGUGCUCUCGUCUAUGACCCUUGCAUUGGUCAGUUUGACUACGUCCAGGAGCAAGUGCCCACCGUGCCAUUCGUGAAGGAGAACGCCAACCUGUUCAACCUCAAUGACACCUUCAUGGCCGAGCUCGAGCACCUGCACAAGAAGUGUGGCUACGCCGACUGGAUUGACGAGUACUUGACUUUCCCUCCGCCCAAGCACCAGCCACCCAAGCCUUACGCCCUGACCUCACUGGAUGAGGAAUGCGAUGUGUUCGACCUGGCCAUCAACGCCGUUUCGGCGGUCAACCCCUGCUUCGAUGUGUACGAAAUCAACCUGCAGUGCCCCAUUCUGUGGGAUGUGACUGGCUUCCCCACCUCGCUCGUCUACACCCCCGAGGGCGCCCAGGUUUACUUCGACCGCCCCGACGUGAAGCGCGCUCUGCACGCACCCUCCAACAUCACCUGGGUGGAAUGCUCCAACAAUCCCGUCUUCGUGGGCGGCGAUUCCGGCCCCGAGGGUGAGGGUGACACCUCCGCCAACCCCAUCGAGAAGGUCCUGCCCCAGGUCAUCGAGGCCACCAACCGCGUGCUGAUCGGCAACGGCGACUUCGACAUGAUCAUCAUCACCAACGGCACCCUCAUGGCCAUCCAGAACAUGACCUGGAACGGCCAUCUCGGAUUCCAGAAGAAGCCGGAGACCCCCAUCGACAUCAAGAUUCCCGACCUGGUGUACGCCUCGGUCUACGCGGAGAACGGCGAGGCCGGCAUCGACGGCGCGCAGGGCAUCAUGGGUAUCCAGCACUACGAGCGUGGUCUGAUGUGGGUUGAGACCUUCCAGUCCGGCCACAUGCAGCCCCAGUUCCAGCCGCGCAGCUCCUACCGUCACCUGGAGUGGCUGCUGAACCGCACGCAGACCAUCUAA